Molecule: messenger RNA, 10333 nt
Organism: Daucus carota subsp. sativus
Lineage: Eukaryota; Viridiplantae; Streptophyta; Magnoliopsida; Apiales; Apiaceae
Exons: 26
Coding region: 243-9896 (3217 amino acids)
Cellular component (GO): cytoplasm
Source: RefSeq, a predicted model, not a curated record
UAAGAAAAGACUUGUCAAAAAGAAGCAAGGCAGGGGUAGAUGUGAAAGAGAAGGGGACGAGAGUGUUUGGAAAUCGGAAUGGUGGCACAGCAAUGGUCGUUAAACCAGGAAAGCCAAACACGGCCCUAAGAAAAUAGUUUUCAACUAAAAUUACAGUCGGAGAUUGCAGAAUCGUGAUUUUUGAAUCCGUCGUAUCAACUAGUUCUAUUCACUGAAGCUAAUCUACUAUCUUCUCAGUAGUUAUGGACGCUCCUGCUCUACUUCAGUUGCACAAGUGGGGACCUGAUGUGCAUCUCAACGUAUCGCAAUUUCGGGAGGCUUUUAUGUCUCCCACCAGGCACCUACUGUUACUGCUUUCGUAUCAGUGCGAGGCUAUGUUGCUUCCUCUUGGGGAAGGUCUAGCUUCGAUUUCUGCAUCUUCUUCUUUGGAAGAGUCGUUUGCCCCUGAUAGGGCAGAUUCAAAGGUGAAUAUUGCAAGUACCUCUGAAUCAAUCAAGAUGGUAUCUGAUAAUAGUAUACCUUCCGACAACCAUGAUCUCAAUCCCAGUAAUCAUCAUCCUUUUAUUUCUGAUGUACACUCACUUGCAUGGGGUAUUUGUGAAGAAACCUAUGGUAGCCAAGAUACAGCUUUAGCUAGAGAUCUUCUUUUUGUUUGCGGAAAUCAUGGAGUAACUGUCCAUGUUUUUGCUCGACCCAGUAAAGACAGUGAAGUGACCAAACCAGCUAUGGAGAGUGAGCAUCGUCAAGGGGUAUGGGUGGAGUGGGGACCAUCUAUUACUCCACCAUGCAGUAAGACAGCUCAAAAAAGUUCCAGCUUGCAUGUGGAAACCUCUGGCGAGGUAGUUAAGGAAAGUAAAACUGAUGUAAUUGCCAGGGAGGAUGGGAAAUUAAAAAAUAUGUCUCAAAAGAGAUGGUUGCGUACAUUCCUAACCAAACCUGAAAUGAUAAAAUCUGAAGGUAUUAUAUAUACCAUGCUACCGGAGAUGUCAUCGCUACCUUCCACAACAAUGAUAAAUUCAUUUGGGCUUUUUGGUAGUGAUUCUAAAUCUUCACACUUUCAGACUGAUACGCAACCAAAAUCUCAUAUAGAUGGCGAAAAGAAUGAUUCAGUUUUAGAUGUUGUAAACAAUGCAUAUUCACACGGGGAUUCUAGUUCUUCCGGGAAAGUAAUUUCCCCUGAUGCUCUUUUGAAGUUUUUGACUGGUAGUAUAAGUAGUUCAUACAUAUGCUCUACAGUGUUCUCUAGCAACUCAAACCACAUGAUUGGGUUUGUUUUGAUGUUAGUUGAUCCUGUACCCGCUGACCCCAGUGAUAAACAUGAAAUAGAUGAAGAAAAAAUUGUUAUUGUCGUGGCUAAAAUGGUCAGCUCUGGAAUACAGUGGGUUUGCUUGGCAAGGCUUGCUGAGAUUGUAGACAGAGGCCCUAUAGUUGAAUGGACAGACUUCAAAUUUUCAGAUGAUUUUCUCAUUUGUCUUAAUGCAGUUGGUCUAAUAUACUUCUACUCAGCUACAACCGGUGAAUAUGUAGCACAUCUGGAUCUCUUACAAAGCAAUGGUUUUUCUCCUCAAUUUAAUUAUAAAGAUUGUGAAAAGUUUCAAAAAGGUGAUGAUGCCCCCACUAGUACUGGCAUUGAAGGUGAAAUCAAUGGUAUCCAAUCCUCUCAUGAUAUUCCUAGCAAAAGUAUAUUUAGGAGACUGCUACUUGCAUCGCACACCACACUCUUGGCCGUAACAGAUGUGCAUGGUGUAGUUCAUGUAAUAUGUGUUGAAAAUCAUUUACAAGGGAAAGAUCACAUGCUUAAGAAAUCACUUAAAAGUUUUCAGGAUUUUAAUAUGAGGACUUUGGUUGGUUGGGAGGUUGGUGGGGCUGAAAUUGGCUGUCAGAGGACGUUUUCUGAUACAUGGCCAUCCUUGCUAUCAGUUCAUAAAUAUUAUUUUACAGGUAACAUGGGCUACAAUGAAUUUCCUGGGCUUCAGGUUUUUGGGGAAAAAACAGGUGGUUGUAAGUCAGUACUUAGUGGUUUCUCGGUUGGAUCCCAAACAGUUGAAACAGAAUAUCCUUCCUCUUCAUUUCCUCGUGCUGUAAGGAAUCUUUUUCUUCCUACCCAAAGAUCUGAAGAAGGCAAUGUACUUUGUUUUUCUGCCUUUGGAAUUAUAAGACUUACUAAAAAGAAAAAUAAAGAGAGGUGUUCCCAGAUUGUUUGUUCCAGUUUGCAUGUAGGUUCAGCUACAAUGAAUGAUUUAAGCACGAAUUCGAAAGGUUUGGAUAUUUCUAUAGGCGAAGCUGUAGGUUGUACCUAUAAAGGUGGUUGUUAUUUGGUGACUGAAGAUGGUCUAUCAGUAGUUCUUCCAUCCAUGUCAGUUUCUUCUAAUUUCUUUCCUGUUGAAGCUAUUGGUCAUCGACAGAAAACUGUCAGUACUGCUGCUACUGCUUCCCAAGCUGGGAUCCUCUUUGAAACCAAAGAAAUCAAAAAGCAGUCUUUUCUUCCCUGGAAAAUAGAGCUGUUGGAUCGGCUACUCUUAUACGAGGACUCUGAAGAGGCAGAUCGCUUGUGCUUGGAAAAUGGCUGGGACUUGAAAAUAUCUCGAAUUCGCCGCUUGCAACUGGCUUUGGACUACCUGAAAUUUGACGAGAUUGAGAUUUCAUUAGAGAAGCUUGUGGAUGUCAAUUUGGCGGAAGAAGGCAUCCUGAGGCUGCUUUUUGUUGCAGCUUACUUGAUGUUUGAUAAAAUUAGUAAUGAUAAUGAGGUUUCUGCGGCAUCAAGGCUUUUGGCAUUGGCCACCUGCUUUGCGACCAAAAUGAUACGGAAGUAUGGGUUGUUGCAGCAUAGAAGUGAUAACUUCAUGACAUGGAGUGUAAACAGAAUAGAGGAUUGUCAUUUACCAUUGUUACUGGAGAAUGAUUACAAUGAGAAGGAAUACAAUAAAAUGGGAAACUCAAGUAGGCUUCAUGAGAUGGCUCACUUUCUUGAAAUCAUAAGAAAUCUACAAUCUCGACUCAAUUCUAAAAUCAAAAGACCAGCUCAAAGUUCGGUGGAUGCUCCGGAUGCAUCAAAGAUAUAUACAGAUUUAUCAAAGGAUGAAACUGAGCUUCCAACAAAUGAAUCAUCAUAUGAAAAGUUGAACCAGCAUGAACUUCCUUUUCCUGGAGCUGAUUUUGAAUCUAGAGGUGUGAAGAAACUAGCUUCAAUGUCUGCUGACCCCUUGGAGACAAGAACACAUAUGAACUCUGAUAAUACUAGUAGAUCAACUGGGUCUGAUUCUGCUAUAGUCGUGUCAGGAAGGAAAGUUUUACCCUUGGAAAAUACAAAGGAUAUGAUUGCGCGUUGGGAACUGGGUAAUUUGGACCAGCGGAAUGUUGUUCAAGAUGCUCUACUUUCUGGCCGUCUUCCUCUAGCUGUUCUCAAAUUGCAUCUUCAUCGAGCACACAAUUUGAUCGGUGACAAGGAGCCUCAUGAUACUUUUAGUGAAGUCCGUGACAUUGGAAGAGCUAUUGCUUAUGAUCUUUUUUUAAAGGGUGAAACAGGAUUAGCUGUAACAACAUUGCAAAAGCUCGGUGAGGAUAUUGAACUUUGUCUCAGACAAUUAACUUUUGGCACUGUAAGAAGACCACUUCGGCUGCAGCUAGCUGCUGAGAUGACAAAAUAUGGUUAUAUUGGACCAUAUGAGGGGGAUAUAUUGGAGAGGAUGUCACUCAUUGAGAGGGUCUACCCUUGCAGUAAUUUUUGCAGAACAUAUUGUGGCCGCAAGGAAGUCUUCUUUCCAGAUAUUAACAUCAGCUCACCUGAAGAAAUUAGCUUGCAUCUGCUGCAUCCAACAGUUGAUAACACUGUCCUUUUCUGUGGUGAGAUCGAUGGAGCUGUAUUAGGUUCCUGGAAUGAUGUGAGUGAACAUCCUAUAGUUCCUGUGCUUGAUGAUGACAGUGCUCAUUCUUGCUACUGGGCUGGAGCUGCAGUAUGGUCUGAUGCAUGGGAUCAAAGAACUGUUGAUCGGAUAGUGCUGGAUCAACCAUUUCUAAUGGGUGUUAAUGUGUCAUGGGAGUCUCAAAUUGAGUACCACAUAUGCCACAACGACUGGGUUGAAGUUUAUGAACUCCUUGACGUGAUUCCAUCAUAUUUAUUUUCCAAUGGGACUAUUCGAAUCAGUUUGGAUGGUUUACACCCAACUUCAGCUGUAGGAUAUAGUACAGAGUUCAGUAAAUACAAUAGCUACAUAAGCUCAAUUGAGGAGUUAGAUGCUGUGUGCCUGGAAAUUCCAGAUAUGAAAGUGAUCAGAUUUUCUUCAUAUAAUAUGUGCUCGACGUGGGUGAGAUUGCUUAUUAACCAGCGGCUUGCCAGAAGACUUAUUUUUCCAAAGGAAUACUGGGAAGGCACAGCAGAGAUUGUUCGUCUUCUAGCUCGGUCAGGAUACAUGACUAACACAUAUGAAACCUCAUCGUUAGAUGAUUCUGUCGAGGGUUCAUCAGAUUCAAAUAUUUUAAGUUUAAGUGGAACAGUGCAUCCUGGAGCAGCACAACUUCUGCAUAAAGUUGUUGUACAUAACUGUGCUCAGUAUAAAUUGCCGAACCUCCUCGAUCUUUACCUUGAUUACCACAAGUUGGCUCUGGAUAAUGCUUCUCUCUCGGUAUUCCAAGAUGCAGUGGGAGAUGAUCAAAGGGACAAGUGGUUGCUCUUUCUAAGAGUUGAAGGGCAUGAGUAUGAUGCGUCAUUCGCUAAUGCCCGUUUUAUUGCAUCAAAAAGUAUGGUUCCUGGUAAUAGACUCGGUGUUUGUGAGAUUGAUGACAUUCUCUGUACUGUUGAUGAUAUUGCUGAAGGAGGAGGGGAGAUUGCAGCCUUGGCAACCUUAAUGUAUGCGCCUAUGCCAUUUGAGGAUUGUUUAUGCAGUGGAAGUAUAAUUAGGCACUCUAGCUCCUCCGCACAAUGUACACUGGAAAAUCUUAGACCCGCUCUCCAGCGCUUCCCUACACUGUGGAGGAUGCUCGUGACAGCAUGCUUUGGGCAAGAUCCAACUUGCAGUUAUUUGAAUCCCACUAGAAAAGAGUUUGUCAGUUCUCAGUUAUCAGACUAUCUGAACUGGAGGGACAGCAUCUUCUUCUCAUCUAGUCAUGACACUUCACUUCUACAGAUGCUUCCUUCCUGGUUUUCUAAGUCCGUUCGCAGAUUAAUUAAACUCUAUGUUCAGGGUCCUCUAGGGUGUCGAUCAUUAUCUGGUCUUCCCAGGGGAGAAACUUUGCCAGUGAAGGAUAUUGAGUAUUUAGUUAAUGCUAAUGAGAAUGUUGAGAUAAGUGCCAUGACCUGGGAAACUGCUAUACAUAAACAUGUUGAAGAGGAGUUCUAUGCUUCAUCAACUAAGGAAAGUGGACUUGGACUUGAGCAUCACUUGCACAGAGGGCGUGCUUUGGCAGCUUUCAACCAUCUUCUUUCUAUUAGAGUUCAAAAGUUGAAGCCUGAAAAUGUUCAAAGAGUGCAAUCUGGCAGUUCCGUACAUGGGCAAACAAAUGUUCAGUCAGAUGUUCAUACUCUACUUGCACCAAUAACACAAAGCGAGGAGUCUAUUCUAGCAUCUGUCAUGCCCCUUGCAGUGAUGCAUUUUCAGGAUUCUUUAUUGGUUGCUUCAUGUGCUUUUCUUUUAGAGCUAUGUGGUUUGUCUGCCUACAUGCUCCGAAUAGACAUAGCAGCUCUGAGACGGAUAUCUUCUUUCUACAAGUCUAAUGCUCAGUCUGACUACAUACAACUGUCACCUUCAGGUUUAGCAUUUGAUCCUAUAUCACCUGAAGAUGAUAUUGCAUAUUCUCUUGGUCGAGUAUUAGCAGAUGAUUAUGUGGACCGUGAUAGUGCUGGAAUCAAGAAAAAACCUGAAGUCAUAGGUAGCAUUACCACCAAAAGACCUUCCAGAGCUCUCAUGCUUGUCCAACAGCAUUUGGAGAAGGCCAGCUUGCCACUGUUGACUGAUGGAAUGACAUGUGGUUCCUGGCUAUCUAGCGGUAAUGGUGAUGGAACUGAGCUACGGUCCCAGCAGAAAGAUGCUAGCCUGUACUGGAGUUUAGUAACAACUUUUUGUAGAGUGCAUCAGAUUCCCUUGAGCACUAACUACCUUGCUCUGUUAGCAAGAGACAACGAUUGGGUUGGAUUUUUGUCAGAAGCUCAGGUUGGAGGAUAUCCUUUUGAUACAGUGAUUGAAGUAGCAUUAAAGGAAUUCAAUGACAAUCGCCUCAAACUUCACAUACUUACAGUUUUGAAGGGGAUGCAAUCAAGAAAGAAAGUUAGCACUUUGUCAAAUUCUGAUAUUACAGAAGAAAGGAGUACUUCUGUAGGAGAUUUUUGUAUGCCUGCUGAAGUCUUUGGAAUCAUUGCAGAGUGUGAGAAGAGAGAAAAUCCAGGAGAGGCUCUGCUGUUAAAAGCGAAGGAUCUGUGCUGGUCGAUUUUGGCAAUGAUUGCAUCAUGUUUUCCUGACGUGUCUCCGUUGUCCUGCCUAACAGUUUGGCUGGAAAUUACUGCCGCCAGGGAAACUUCAUCUAUCAAGGUGAAUGAUGUAGCAUCCCAGAUUGCGAGUAAUGUUGGAGCAGCUGUGGAGGCUACUAAUGCUACGCUUGUAGCAAGUGGAGAAGUUGCAUGUCACUAUAAUCGUAGAAAUGCAAAACGUAGACGUAUAAUGGAGGCAGUGGAACCCUUAAUGUCGAAAGUAUCUGAUGUGUCUAUUAGUAGGAGCGAGGGAAUAAUUGCUGCCCAAGGUAGUGUUUUUGAAGAUGAUAAAAACCAAACUGGCGACGUUUUUUCCGUGUCUAAUAAUACAGCUGAACCAUCUGUCUCUUUAUCGAAAAUGGUUGCAUUGCUUUGCGAACAACAUCUAUUUCUUCCUCUAUUAAGAGCUUUUGAGAUGUUCCUUCCUUCGUGCUCUCUCUUGCCAUUUAUCCGUGCUCUACAGGCAUUCUCCCAGAUGCGCUUGUCAGACGCUUCAGCACAUAUAGGUUCAUUCUCUGCUAGAAUCAAGGAAGAACAGAUCCAUGUUCAAAUGAACAAUGGAACAGAUGGUAUUGGAAGUGCGUGGAUAAGUUCAAUUGCUGUGAAAGCUGCUGACGCUAUGCUUUCAAAAUGCCCAUCACCUUAUGAAACGAGGUGUCUAUUACAGCUUCUUUCUUCUGCUGACUUUGGUGAUGGAGGAUUCGCUUCAGCAAACUAUAAGAGGCAGCACUGGAAAAUUAAUUUAGCAGAACCUUCACUGAGGGAAGAUGAUGGUUUACACCUUGGGGAUGAUAUUCUAGAUGAUGUUUCACUUCUAAGAGCUUUAGAAGAGAAUGGACACUGGGAGGAAGCACGCAACUGGGCUAUGCAGUUGGAGGCCACUGGUGGAAAAUGGAAAUGUAUUGGACACCAUGUGACUGAAACCCAGGCCGAGUCCAUGGUGGCAGAGUGGAAGGAGUUUUUGUGGGAUGUCCCAGAAGAGAGGGUUGCUCUUUGGGCCCACUGCCAAACACUUUUCAUCAGAUAUGCUUUUCCACCGUUACAGGCUGGUUGUUUUUUUCUCAAACAUGCAGAAGCUGUGGAGAAAGAUCUACCUGCAAGAGAGCUUCAUGAACUUUUGCUUCUUUCUUUGCAAUGGUUGAGUGGGAUGAUUACACAUUCUGAUCCAGCUUAUCCGUUGCACCUUUUGCGAGAAAUUGAGACCAGAGUUUGGCUCCUGGCAGUAGAGUCAGAAGCUCAUAUAAAGAGUGAUGGCGAUUUCUCUCUAACCAGUUGUAUUAGUGAACCUGGUACCGGAAAAAGUUCCAACAUUAUUGAAUGCACUGCAUGUCUAAUAGCAAAAAUGGAUAAUCAUAUAAGUGCGAUGAGAAUUAAAUCAACAGACAGUAUUGACACAAGGGAGAUUAGCCAUACACAUCAAAAAAUACCACAACUUACUAAUGACAACAAUUUACAUGGUUCUAAUGGUGGUAUGAAGAUAAAAAAGAAAGCCAAAGCAUUCUUGUCAUCAAAACGGCAGAUAGUUGACGUGGUGGAGAAAAAUAUUAAUUCUGAAGAAAGUUCAACAUCUCUUGAUUCUCAAAAGGACCUGCAUCUGCCAGAUGAAAACCUUAGAAUGGAUGUAUCUUCUUCAAGAUGGGAGGAGAGGGUUGGACCUGCGGAGUUGGAAAGGGCUGUUCUUUCUUUAUUGGAGUUUGGACAAAUUACAGCUGCGAAACAACUACAGCAGAAACUCUCCCCAGGAAAAAUACCGUCUGAAUUUGUUUUAGUUGAUACUGCUUUAAAGCUUGCGGUCCUCUCAACACCCAAUAGUGAAGUGUCCAUGUCAAUGUUGGAUGAUGAACUAAGUUCGGUUAUACAGUCAUACAAUCUUGUGAAUGAUCGUUAUAUGGUUUAUCCGCUUCAGGUAUUGGAGAAUUUAGCAAUCAGUUUCACUGAGGGUAGAGGAUGUGGUCUAUGCAAAAGAAUUAUUUCUAUUGUGAGGGCUGCCAAUGUCUUGGGUGUUCCAUUUUCAGAGGCUUAUGAUAAGCAACCAGUUGAAUUGCUGCAGCUUUUGUCCCUUAAAGCACAAGAUUCUUUUGAUGAAGCGAAUUUACUUGUGCAGACUCACACUAUGCCAGCUGCUAGUGUUGCACAUAUUCUUGCAGAAUCUUUCCUAAAGGGCUUAUUGGCUGCACACCGUGGGGGAUAUAUGGAUUCUCAAAAGGAGGAAGGACCUGCUCCUCUACUUUGGAGAUUUUCAGACUUCCUUAAGUGGGCAAAUCUCUGUCCAUCAGAACCUGAAAUUGGCCACGCUCUGAUGCGAUUAGUGAUUACUGGGCAGGAAAUACCGCAUGCCUGUGAGGUCGAACUUCUUAUUCUCUCCCACCACUUUUACAAGUCAUCAGCCUGUCUUGAUGGAGUUGAUGUUCUAGUAGCCCUUGCAGCCACCAGGGUUGAAGCUUAUGUUUUGGAAGGUGACUUUUCAUGUUUGGCUCGCCUUAUAACUGGUGUUGGGAACUUUCAUGCCCUCAACUUCAUACUGGGAAUUCUUAUUGAGAAUGGGCAGCUGGAUCUUCUUCUUCAGAAGUAUUCUGCUGCUGCAGACUCGAACUCCAGCACUGCUGAGGCCGUUAGAGGGUUUCGAAUGGCUGUUCUGACAUCACUGAAGCAGUUUAAUCCAAAUGACCUUGAUGCGUUUGCUAUGGUUUAUAAUCAUUUUGACAUGAAACACGAGACUGCUUCUCUUCUAGAGUCACGAGCUCAGCAAUCAUCUCAACAGUGGUUCUAUCGGUACGACAAGGAUCAGAAUGAAGACCUCCUGGAAUCCAUGCGCUAUUACAUUGAAGCGGCUGAAGUUCACUCCUCCAUUGACGCUGGCAACAAAACACAUGCUUCCUGUGCUCAGGCUUCCCUUGUGUCCCUCCAGAUUCGAAUGCCAGAUUUCAAGUGGCUAAAACUAUCAGAAACUAAUGCCAGACGUGCUCUAGUUGAGCAAUCCCGUUUUCAGGAGGCACUUAUUGUUGCUGAGGCUUAUGGUCUCAACCAACCUAGUGAAUGGGCCUUGGUACUUUGGAAUCAAAUGCUCAAACCUGAACUAACAGAACAGUUUGUUGCUGAAUUUGUUGCUGUGCUCCCUCUCCACCCAAUGAUGCUUGCAGAACUUGCACGAUUUUAUAGGGCUGAGGUUGCGGCGAGAGGGGACCAAUCACAAUUUUCAGUUUGGCUAACAGGCGGAGGCCUGCCAGCAGAGUGGGCUAAAUAUCUUGAAAGAUCAUUCAGAUGUCUUCUGAAGAGGACUAGGGAUUUGAAGCUCCGUUUGCAACUUGCUACAAUUGCAACUGGUUUUAUCGACAUAAUUGACGUUCUGACAAAGGCAUUAGAUAGGGUCCCUGAGAACGCCGGGCCACUAGUGCUGAGGAAGGGGCACGGUGGAGCUUACUUGCCACUAAUGUAAAUAUGUUAAGAUCGGUGGCAGAAAUAUUUACAGAGUAAAAGAUACUUUUUCCUUCACGGGAUAAUACAAUUAUGUUCUGACAAAGAUAAUCAAUGCUUCCAAUCUGUUGGCAAAGUUGCAGGGUGUUGUACGCGAGAUGAAUGGAAUGUAGUUCCUUCUUGACUUUGUUUAGAGAUAUUGGUAGCUGGGUUUCCUAUAUUACGUGUAGCCUGUAGGCGAGGCCAAUUACAGAAGUCUUGGAUGUCGUCAUCUGCCUUUCCUUUACCACCAAUUUUUACAUGUGGUCAAUGCAUAUAAAUUUUGCUAUCUUGAUAUGUUCGUAUGCAAGAUGUGUAUAUCAUUCCUAUAGGAGAAGUGUGAAGACAAUUUAUAUAGAAUUCAUUGUUGUAACAAAUAUCAAAAUACCAUGAAUGGAGGAUCUUUCCAACUUGAUGCAA